Aureobasidium vineae is the source of this 2085-nucleotide messenger RNA. NCBI's taxonomy places the organism in Eukaryota, Fungi, Ascomycota, Dothideomycetes, Dothideales, Saccotheciaceae. The record is from the annotation of a GenBank genome assembly.
AUGUCGGAAAAGGCAAAGGGCAUCGUGUCGUUGCGCAAGAAGAAGACAACCAAACGUCCCCAGAUCAGCGCCCCUCGCCAGAUCGUCCACACCCAGCAGCUUGACUCGACACCCUCACUGCAUCCUCCACCGCUGCAGCACUCCCAGUCCUCGGAUACCGCCCCUCGCAGCAACAGCCAGACUAGCCAGGCCAGCUCGCAAGCUCCCCGUCCGAGACCAUCGCUAGGAGGUCCCGACCGUACCGCCGACCUAGUCAAACGCCGCUACUCGACUCGCUUCGCCAACUACCCCCAAGAUGCUGAGCGAGCUCCCUCUGUCCCGACCAUCCCACAACACCUCGCCCAGUCGCGGCCCAACCGCUCGCCCGACCGUCGCGGUGAACGUAUCCGAGUCGACGUCAAUGCCCUGCGCGACCCCGAUUUACAGCCCGACCAGUACGUGAGCAUCCUACUGCAAGACGCGAACGAGGCCGACAUCCACGCCUACCAACACGAACUGCGCAAGCUCAAGAACCGUACCUCGACCGACUUGCAACAUAACGUCUACCAGAACCGCACUCAGUUCAUCCACAUCUCCAAUGAAGCCGACAAGCUCAAGUCUGAAAUGCACACCCUCAGGGCACUCAUGUCCGAACUCACCGGCGUCCUGUCGCAUGCUACCUCUGCGGGCUCGAGCCAGGAGGACCAGACUGCACAACAAUCCCGAAAGCGUCAAAACCGCAGCAGUGUUGCAAACCUGGAAGCUUUGUGGUCCACCCACUUGCAGGCUAUGUGGAAACGUGUCGAGGGCUCUCAAAAGUUCCUUCCUGCUGUCCCCGGCCGUCACAUCGUCUAUGAGUCUGGCCGCUGGCUUGAACUAAACGCUGCCACCUGGAAGCCUCGCCGCCGUCUUCAUGUCAUCCUACUCAAUGACCAUCUACUCCUGGCUAGUGAGAAGAAGCGUUUUGAUCCUCCUGGGAUGAACUCGAGCCCUCAGAGCAAACGUGCUUCGGUCUAUCAGCAGACCCAAACACAGACCCAGCUCGUUGCUGAACGAUGCUGGCCUCUCCAGGAUAUCCACAUGACUGAUAUUUCCACACGUGCUACUGACGAUCGACACAACAUAACCACUGCUCUCAACGUGCGCAUUGGAAACGAAUCUUGGACAUUAGCUUCGUCCAGUGCUUCCGGUGCCGGCCAGGAGGUCAAUUCCUUGCUUGUCCAUUUUCGUAAAUCAGUCGAAGAUCUUCGCAAGACCACGGCGGCAGAUCAAGACCAUCGAGAUCGUGCCAUGGAUGAACUUGCUUUCCUAACAGGCCAAUCUCGAUUCUACAAAAAGGCUUCGACUCAAAACACAGAUAGCACCACCCUAAAUUCUUCCUCGACCCUGAUUGAUGUCGACGGCAAGCAGCAGACUCUGCGUUGGGUCGAGAACCAGGUAGAUGCACUAGAUCUCAACAUAGCUCUGCAACACUUCGACGAUGCUGUCGUGUUAAAUGAGAAGUUGCGCAAACUGGCAAAGAACAUCAAAGGAAACAAUGUUGCUCAAGAUAUUAUUCUCUCAAAGCUAGACCAACGUGGCGCUAAAUUGGCCACCAUGCUGGCCAAGCGGCUCAAGGAUACAAAUUCUGGCGCGGCGGCCACCAAAGAGAAUGUCGGCUGGCUCAUGAGGCUCGGAUAUGAAGAAACGGCUCGAUCUGCCUAUCUAGAAUCUCGUAAGGAGGUUCUACGGAAAAGAGCAAGGUUCGUGGUGCGUGUGCUUGCCUGCUCCCAAUCGCUGACGAUCUUUAGACAAAUUCCUUUUACUGGAUCUUUGCCGCCACACCUGACUUCACUCUCCUAUGUUACGUUCGCGAUCAUCUUGCAUACUUUGCGCACUUUCUCGUCUUCAUUUCCACCCACAUCGUCAUCAGCAGUCGUCAAGUGGGCUAAAGAACGAAUUGACGAAUUUAAUGAAAGCUUGAACCGCCAACUCAGCAGUGUGGAAAGAGGGAGCUCCUUGUGGAAUGAAUGCAUUGAUGUCGUUCGAGAGCAGGCUGCUGUUCUAGGCGAGGCCGGUGUAGAUUUCUCGGGCCUCAUCGCACAAGGCCUCGCACAGCAAACAUGA